Molecule: messenger RNA, 2664 nt
Organism: Durusdinium trenchii
Lineage: Eukaryota; Dinophyceae; Suessiales; Symbiodiniaceae
Source: the annotation of a GenBank genome assembly
AUGACCUUUAGGGCUUUUCUAGAGUACUCGAAGAUUGACUUGUACAUUGCUAGGUUUCUCCCUUUGGGGCCUUUGAUACUAUGUUUAACGUACGCAAUUGGUGCAGGAAACGGCACUCCAUCAUUUCAGCCAAGGUUCCAAGACCCGGAGGUGCUCCCCUGCCUGGUGGAGGCCUUUCGCCAAGCAACCAACUUUCAGAAGGACUCUGUGACGCCCAGUGAAGCUGGUGACUUCGUACGCUUUUGCGUCGCUUAUCGCAUUCAUUGCUACUUCGAGACUAGCUUGUUGACGCCUGCCAUCGUGAAGCCAGCCGUGGUUUUCGUCUUGGGAGGACCUGGUGCUGGCAAAGGAACGCAGUGUGAGCGCAUCUCGCAGACCUUUGGCUACCACCACCUCAGUGCUGGAGAUCUUCUGCGUGAGGAGCGCAAGCGUCAAGGCUCUGAGUAUGGCCAGCUUAUCGAGAGUUUCAUCAAGGAAGGCAAACUGGUUCCUGUCGAGAUUGUCGUGAACCUCUUAAAGCAAGCCAUGGAGAAGCGUGGUUGGUCACAGGGGAAGUUCCUGGUUGAUGGCUUUCCACGCAGCUUUGAAAACAUGGAGGGUUGGAAAGAGGUCCUGGGAGGCAAGGUGAAUGUGAAGUUUGCCCUGUUCUUCGAUUGCUCUGAGGCAGUCAUGGAGGCUAGAAUCCUAGAACGUGGGAAAACCAGCGGCAGGGCAGAUGACAACUCUGAGGCCAUUCGGAAGCGAUUGGCAACAUUCAAGGAGGAGUCUGUCCCAGUGGUCGAGUACCUGAAGUCUCAGAGCUUGCUUCGGCAAGUGCAAUGCGAAAAAGCGGUGGAAGAGGUCUGGAAGGACGUCCGUGCCCUCUUUGGCCCCAGCGUGGUUUUCGUACUUGGUGGCCCUGGUGCUGGGAAAGGCACCUUGUGUGGAAAGAUUGUGGAGGCCUGUGGCUACCAACACCUCAGUGCAGGUGAUCUGCUUCGGGAGGAGCGGAGGCGGCCCGGCUCCAGACUAGGGGAGCUGAUUGAAGCCCACAUCAAGGAAGGCAAACUGGUGCCUGCCAGCAUCGUAGUGGAGCUGCUACUGAAGGCGAUGCGAGAGCAUGGCUGGGAGGGUGGCAAGUACCUCAUCGAUGGCUUUCCAAGGAGCUUUGACAACCUCCAGGCAUGGGAAGAGACUGUCCAAGAUCAGGUCCUUGUGAGGUUCGUUCUCUUCUUGGAUGUGAAUGAGCAGGUGAUGGAGGCGCGGCUCCUGGAGCGGGGCAAGACGAGUGGACGUGCUGAUGACAACAUCGAGUCUAUUAGAAAGCGCUUCCUAACUUUCCACAAGGAGUCCAUACCAGUUGUGGAGCGCUUCCAGAAGGAAGGGCGCAUUAGAAGGAUUGAUGCAGAUCAGCAUCCGGAUGCAGUCUGGAGGGAUGUGCAGGUUCUUUUUGGUCCCUCCGUGGUCUUUGUCCUGGGCGGCCCUGGCGCGGGCAAGGGCACACAGUGUACCAAGAUAGCAGAAACGUUUGGCUACACGCAUCUGAGCGCUGGAGACCUCCUUCGAGAGGAGAGAAGCCGGGAAGGCUCAGAAUAUGGAGAACUCAUCAACCGCUACAUCAAGGAUGGCAAGCUUGUACCCGUUGAGAUUACCAUCAAGUUGCUGAAACAGGCUAUGAUGAAACAUGGAUGGGAAGGUGGUCGGUACUUGGUUGAUGGCUUUCCCAGGAGUUUUGACAAUCUUCGGGGCUGGGAGGAGGUCAUUGGCAACACAGUCAGAGUCAAGUUCGUUCUCUUUUUUGACUUGUCGGAAGAGACAAUGCAGGCUCGUCUGAUGGAGCGAGGCAAAACUAGCGGUCGAGCUGAUGACAAUCUGGAGUCCAUAAAGAAGCGCUUUGUGACAUUCCAGCAAGAGUCCAUGCCAGUGGUAGAAAAGUUCCAUUUGAAGGGCCUGGUGCGGCGGAUCAAUGCAGAGCAGUCUGCAGAGCAGGUGUGGAGAGAUGUUCAAAGGAAUUUUGGCCCUAGUGUGAUCUUCGUGCUGGGUGGUCCUGGUGCUGGAAAGGGCACACAGUGCACCAGGAUCGCUGCAAACUUCGGCUUUCAGCACCUUUCAGCAGGGGACCUACUCCGAGAGGAGCGCAAGAGGCCUGGCUCGGAGCUGGGUGAACUCAUCGAGAGCCACAUCAAGGAGGGGAAAUUGGUGCCUGUCUCCAUUGUGGUACAACUCCUCCAGAAAGCCAUGGAAGAACGUGGCUGGGAGGAUGGCAAGUACCUGAUCGAUGGCUUUCCCAGGAGCUUCGACAAUUUGCAAGGAUGGAAUGAGGCCCUGGGGCACAAGGUUGACGUCAAGUGCUGCCUCUUCUUUGACUGCUCUGAAGCUGUGAUGGAGGCUCGCCUUCUGGAACGCGGCAAAACCAGCGGCCGAGCAGAUGAUAAUCUGGAGUCCAUUAGAAAACGCUUCGCAACGUACACACAGGAGUCUCUACCAGUCGUGGAGAAGUUCAGCAGUGAAGGUCUCAUGCGAAGGAUUAGCGCGGAGCAAAACCUCGAUGACGUUUGGAGUUGUGUGCAAGAGGUGAUGCACAAUGAGCGAGACGGGCUUUUGUUGAACCAGGUGUGCUGGUGUCCUUGUGCCGAAGUGACCAUUCCUCCUGUUGUGUGUUCAUUCUCAUCGGCAGACCUUUGA